This is a messenger RNA of Stegastes partitus (bicolor damselfish), 4006 nucleotides long. It is a transcript of the gene phex, whose product is annotated as phosphate regulating endopeptidase homolog, X-linked. The record is from RefSeq and is a predicted model, not a curated record. The transcript is spliced from 22 exons. Gene Ontology annotation, biological process: protein processing. Gene Ontology annotation, cellular component: plasma membrane. Gene Ontology annotation, molecular function: metalloendopeptidase activity. Lineage: Eukaryota; Metazoa; Chordata; Actinopteri; Pomacentridae. The coding region runs from base 273 to 2507 and encodes 744 amino acids.
UUAGAGUGGCUGCAGAGAGACAGACAGCAGCAGAGAGAGCGAGACAGAUUGGGGAAAGUUUAUGCUGUUAAACAGGAGGAAGAAGUGUAUGACAGGAGAGUUUAGAUUGUCUUUAAUUUCAGACAGUUUUUGGGUUUAAUUUAGCCUGUUAGAUUUUUUUUUUUUUAGAGUAUUUUUCUAUAUUUAUUCACCCUUUGCCUGCUUCCCCUACUUGUGAUUUUUAGGCCGUGUGUGUGUUUUUGUGUGUCUGAGUGUGUGUGAUACAGUAAACCAUGGAGCUGGAGCAUUUAGGCGGCGGCGGGGUUAAACCUGAGAGGGGCAGCCGUCUCUACAAGAUAGCUCUGGCCAUGUGUGUGUGCCUCUGCGCUGCUCUGCUGCUUGCUCUCAUACUGGUCUCUCAAAAAUCCAGUCAGGAGGAGUUCUGUCUGACCCCAGAAUGCAUCGAAGCAGCGGGGUCUAUCCUCAGUAAGAUGGAUCGGGAUGUAGACCCCUGCCAGGACUUCUAUACUUUUGCUUGUGGAGGUUGGUUAAAGGAGAACCCGAUUCCCGAGGAUUCGUCCUCUUACGGCAUCUACCCGUGGCUGCGGCAGCACGUCGACAUCCGGCUCAAAGAGUUACUGGAAGCUCCUUCGGACCCCAACGAACUACAAGCGGUGACCAAAGCCAAGAUCCUCUACCGCUCCUGCAUGAAUGAAACUGUGCUGGAGCAGCUGGACGCCAGACCCAUGCUGAAGACGCUCAGGCAGCCGGAGUUCCGGUGGCCCGUCGUGGGCGAUGGGCUCGGCGGGGACUACCAGUGGUCGCCCAGUCAGUGGAACCUCCUCAAGACGCUGGCGGAGAUGAGGAACCAGCACAGCAAGAGCGUCCUGAUUCGGAUGUACGUCUCCCCCGACGACAAAAACUCCUCGCAUUACAUCAUCAAGCUGGAUCAGGCUACCUUGUCGCUGCCCUCCAGGGAGGACUACAUCACCAACACCUCCGCUGCUGUGGCGUACCGUGCAGCCCUGCUCAGUCUGAUGGUGGACACGGCCAUCAUGCUGGGAGCUCCAGAGAAGGCGGCGCUGACCCAGAUGGAAAAGGCCCUCGCCUUCGAGACCAAACUCGCUCAUAUCCUGAUUCCCUACGAGAACCGCACCAGCGAGAGCAUGUACAACAAAUACUCGCUGUCCCGCCUGCAGCGCUCCAUACCACAGUUCGACUGGCUGGCUUUCGUUAAAGCCGUGGUGGAGUCUAAAGGCGACCCGACUCGCUCCGUCUCCUCCUCCGAGCACGUCAUCGUCAGAGCUCCGCAGUACUUCAAGGAACUUAUGAAGCUCCUCAACGCCACUGAUCCCAGGACCGUAGCGAACUACGUCCAGUGGAGGACCGUCUUCUCCAGGAUCACAACGCUGAGCCGCCGCUUCCUCUACAGAUACCUCGACUACGCUCGGGUUACCACGGGAACCACCUCCCUGACCCCGCGCUGGGACAAGUGCGUCAACUACGUGGAGAACUCGCUUGUUUACGCCACCGGGCGCCUCUUCGUCAACACGCACUUCCAGGAGGAUAAGAAACACAUGAUGGAGGAGCUGAUCGAGGGCAUCCGUUGGGCGUUCAUCGACAUGCUGGAGAAGGAGAACGACUGGAUGGACCAGCCGACCAAGAAGAGAGCCAUAGACAAGGCUCAUGCAGUCCUGGCGAAGGUCGGCUACCCCGAGUUUAUCUUGAACGACACCUACCUCAAUGAAGAUUUAAAGCAGCUAGAGUUCAGCACCAAGGAUUACUACGGCAACGUGAUGCAGACGCUGAAGUUCAUCUCCCAAUCCGACAUCAGCUGGCUGCGAAAGAGCGUCCCGCGUAGAGAGUGGUUUACCAACCCGACGACUGUGAACGCCUUCUACAGCUCGUCCACCAAUCAAAUCAGAUUCCCUGCUGGAGAGCUUCAAAAACCCUUCUUCUGGGGACGAGAGUAUCCAAGGUCUCUGAGCUACGGCGCCAUCGGAGUGAUCGUCGGACACGAGUUGACGCACGGCUUUGACAAUAACGGUCGCAAGUACGACAAGAACGGCAACCUGGACUACUGGUGGAGCAACUCGUCUGUGACGGCCUUCACCGAGAAGACGCAGUGCAUGAUCGACCAGUACAACGGGUACCACUGGGAUGAGGCCGGGCUCAAUGUUCGCGGUAAGAGGACUCUGGCUGAGAACAUCGCAGACAACGGAGGACUGAGGGAAGCAUUCAGGGCGUACAGGCGGUGGGUGGACGGGAGCAGAGGCGGCGUGGAGGAGCCUCUGCUGCCUGGAGUGGAGCUCAACAACAACCAGCUGUUCUUCCUGAGCUACGCACAUGUGAGAUGUAACACGUACAGACCAGAAGCAGCCAGAGAGCAGAUCCAGAGUGGAGCUCACAGUCCUCCUAAAUACAGAGUCAUCGGCGCCAUGAGCAACUACGAGGAGUUCCGGAAGACGUUCGGCUGCUCCGCUUCGUCGGUGAUGAACCGGGGAGCCCAGUCGUGCCGGGUGUGGUGACCUCCGACCUCAGCGCAACCAGCAGAACGUCUGCUGAGGACAAAAAAGGGGGCCGGUGAUGCUGGACUUAGCCAACAUAGUUUACAUGAUGAGGGAGCAAACGGAGCAGAGUUGUUCCCAGUGAAGCGUAUUGUUCGGGUAAGAGUUUCUCAGACCCAGUUUUUUUAAAAAUCGGCCAGCCGGCGUGUGACUUUCCUCGCAGGUUUAUUCGCUGCACACGUUGCAGUUAAGACAUAAAUUAUGACGUUUUUAUAAAGGACCAUAGUGUAAGGGUUAAAAACACACUUUUUACAGGCUGUUUUGAGUUGUAUGUACUGUACAUGUAGGUAGAUAAUGAAUUUAUAUCACUGUAAAUGAACCAUAACGAGAACUUUUCUACUCAUCUGGAAGAUUUAUUCCAGAUCUUGUGGUAGGAAGCAGCUCAUAUAUUCAUUCUCAGCCCUGAUUGUGAACACUGUAAACCAAAGACGAGUUAUUUUUCUUCUCUUUUAUGUCUCCGCGGAAAAAAAACCCAGCAAAAUAUCAUCAAUCUACUGGAUUCGACUUCAAACUCGGUUGUGUUUGUGCCACUAAAUCCGUUCCUGUUCCGCUUUGUUUCAAUGCGAGUCUCGUGUCAGACAUUUUUAUUCAUCCCGCCGCCGUCGCCGCCGCUCAGCCCGAAGGCAAACGAACUCGCAGAAUCACAAACUACAGGAUAAACUCAUUUUUCUCGGCGUCACCGCUGCUCGCGCUCCGGCUCGUGUCGGCGUUUCAUGAAUAACGGGACAAUGAAUAUUUAACACGUCAGCCAGAAAAAAAACUGAAAGGAAACAUCUGCUGAAAUGUUUAUUGUGAGGAUUUAUUCACCGAAAAUGUUCUUUUUUCCCCCAACAUUUACACACAAACUCACUGCUAGAGUCACAAUAUUAUAAAAACUGGCUGCUGUGUAUUCAGGAGAAUGAAGAUUAUCAGUAAAAUAUAAUAUAAAUUAGCAUUAUUUUAAACUAUCCAUAGAUUAUUCUAAUUUUAUUUCACGUGCUGCUGACAGAACAGUAGCGCCCACCAUUAUUUAGCUGUUUCUUUCUCUUUUAGCCUUAAAAAAAAUGUCCGAAAAUGCAUCAAAAUUUCCCAGAAACCAAACUCAUGUCUUCGAAUCUCUAAAAAAAACCCCAAAGAGCCUCAAAUUCCAACAUAAAAGGGCAUCCAGGCAGUAAGUUAUAUGAUUUUUAAACCAAAAAUAGCAUUUUUUCUAGCGAUCCAUCAGUUCUUAGGAUUAAUUUAACAACCAAAGCCGGUUCAGUGUCACUUCCUUCAUAAUAAACAUCCAACAUUUAAUAUAUUUAUCAUCGUCUGCUGGUGUUUUUUCUUAAAAUAUGUUAUUUUUUUAACUUAAUGUGAUGACGUUUUGUUUUUUUUCUGCGUACAUCUCUUCCGUUGUGAAUGUGUAUGCUGUGAUCACGGUUCACUGGUUCUGUUUUUUUCCAUUUCUGUCAGGUUCUAAUAAAACUUUUGAGACAUGA